This is a messenger RNA of Heterobasidion irregulare TC 32-1, 744 nucleotides long. RefSeq lists its product as uncharacterized. The transcript has 2 exons. Bases 71 to 292 code for a protein of 73 amino acids. The record is from RefSeq and is a predicted model, not a curated record. Lineage: Eukaryota; Fungi; Basidiomycota; Agaricomycetes; Russulales; Bondarzewiaceae.
CCCACCCCCGCCUGCGACAUCGUUCACACCAGCCGUCAGCUAUCAUGCGAUGCACAUCCAUCAUUCUGCGAUGCGUCUGCCUCAACUUGCAGGGCGUGCUGCCGUGACCUGCACCGAGCCUCCCCUGCCUCAGCCAAUCGGCUGUCGCGACCACGUACGCGUCCUGCUCGACCAAUCCGAAUCCGCGCCCAUGCCGACUGCGCAACGCGCCGCUCAGAAGCUGCUACUACAGAAGGUAUCAUUACCCGUCGUCGUCGUCGUCGUCGCCUUCUGCAGAGAGGCGACUCGAUGAAAUCACGGGUCCAUUGAUGAUCUGCAUCACGCACUACAUUUGACUGCGAGAUCGGUCACGAGACCCACGUACGACGCGCGAUCGCGACGCGAGUCUCGCCAGAGCGGCCGUGCUUAGUGCUUCGGUGACCGUGACGCUGACAGCUCGUCUCGCCGCACCCGCGUCCCGCAGCCUCCCAAGGACGUCACUCCCGCGGGUGCGCAUCUCCCCCCGCCUGCGCGGUGACCACUGCGGUGACGCACCCGCACACCCAUGACGUCGUCCCCAGGUCACCUGGCCCUCCCCGACGCGCGCAUACGAUCGACUCGACUCGUCGCUCCGCGCCCCCGCCAGCCCUAUAUAAACCCUCCCACUCCCCACUCUUUCUCUCAGCAUCUUGCACUCACGCACUCAUCAACUCAAUCACACUCGCAUUUAGUAAACUCGUCGCCUUUCACUCUCCAAACUUUUCA